AUGGAACCAGUCUUGAUCAAGAAGCAAGACAUUGAACAAGAUUCAGACAAAACUGAUGAAAUUGCAUCCUCAUGCGAUUCUAGUUAUUCAUCAAACUCUACGAUGAGUGAACUAGUUAAAAGUCACAACAAGCUCCGUCGUCAAGGCUCUCGCAGUUCUGUGCUUGCCAAUGCCAUUCAACAACGUCGGCAAUCAAAGCAGGAUCAUGGAUCCACUUGGAUACAACACAAGAAGCAUUUCUUUAUAUUAAGCAGUGCCGGAAAACCUAUCUGGACCCGGUAUGGCGAUGAGUCUCGGAUAUCUUCUCUAAUGGGCGUCAUUCAGGCCAUCAUCUCCUUCUUUCAGGACGGUGACGACACGAUAAAGUCUAUACAUGCAGGCAAUCAUACGUUUGUAUUCUUGCUGAAAGACCCGCUUUAUUUUGUUGCUGUAUCUCGAACAGGCGAAUCGGAUGGUCAACUACGUGAUCAACUUUUGUACCUCCACAAUCAGAUUCUUAGUGUGCUUACUAGUGUACAACUGACCCGAAUAUUUGAGCAAAGAGUUAACUUUGAUUUAAGGCGACUUUUGGGAGGCACUGAAGUAUUCCUUGAUAGCUUGGCGACACUUUUCAACAAUGAUCACAGCUUUAUGCUUAGUGCUCUUCAAUGCCUGCGUCUCAGCAGAUCUAUUCGUGAUCAGGCAGGAGCAAUUUUGUCCGAUGGAAGAGUCAAGGAUUUGCUUUAUGCCAUGGUUGUAGCUAAAGGGCGGCUGGUUACUCUCCUUAGGCCAAGGAAACAUAGUCUACAUCCAUCAGAUCUUCACUUACUGUUCAAUAUGUUAACUGGAUCAACCACAUUUCACACGGCUGAAUCAUGGACCCCUCUCUGCUUACCAAAAUUCAACUCUCAGGGAUUCUUGCAUGCCUAUAUUUGUUACAUUGAGCGCGAUAUUUCAAUAGUCAUGAUCAGUACCAGCAAAGACAGUUUCUUUGAAUUGAGCGAAUGGAAAACAACAAUGGUAGAGGCCAUGAAAAAGAAAAAUGUCUUGGAGAAUGUAUUAAAGGCUUCCGACGAGCUCUACACUACAGAAGAUGUUGGUGUCCCUGCAUUACUUCACUUUAUGUACAAGGCAAAGAGCCAUGUCCAGUUCACAAGCCCUGCCUUUAGUGGACCUUAUGAAAACGACAGUGACCGGAAAAGACUUUAUCGCUUAUAUCAGCAUGUGUAUGAUCGAAUGCAUGCUAGGACAAGAGUCCUUAAAUUAUACUACCAUCACAGUGAACAUGAAAUUAUGCUAGGAUGGAUCACGUCUUCAUUCGAGCUGUAUGUAGUGUUUGGCCCUGCUACCCCGAAAGCAGUUCUGAUUGCCAGCUCAAAUCAAUUGUUACGCUGGAUUAAGAAAAAUGAAGACAGUCUGUUUAUUUUGAAUUCACCCGUAUUUUAAAAUUGUAUACAAUCCAUACAAGUAUAGACUUUUAGAACUGUUCAUCACCCUCUUCCUUCUCGCGCAAAUUCAUAAUCUCCAGUUGACCCUUUCCCUUUGCUUCGUUCUGUAUGAUGUCUUGGAUGAUUCGAUACUUUCCAGGAUCCACUAAAGCAAUCUAUUCAAGUAAUAUAUAUAUAUAAAUAAAUAAAUAAAAACAAAUAAACACAAAUAAACACAAAUAAAUAAAUACAUAUAUCAU
Messenger RNA from Phycomyces blakesleeanus NRRL 1555(-), 1666 nucleotides. RefSeq lists its product as hypothetical. Gene Ontology annotation, cellular component: Mon1-Ccz1 complex; fungal-type vacuole membrane. Gene Ontology annotation, biological process: protein targeting to vacuole; vesicle-mediated transport. The record is from RefSeq and is a predicted model, not a curated record. The coding region runs from base 1 to 1425 and encodes 474 amino acids. The transcript is spliced from 9 exons. NCBI's taxonomy places the organism in Eukaryota, Fungi, Mucoromycota, Mucoromycetes, Mucorales, Phycomycetaceae.